UUCCGGAGCGCGCGCACCAGCGAGCCAGCAACAAAGUCGCGAAGGCGUAUAAGUCGUCCCCACCGCGGCCGCCAACGUCAGUCAGUCUGAAACCACGGACUAAUACGCGGUCGGUAUUUUGUGCGCUUGUUCUCUCGUUGAACGUGAAAAGCUUGGUUGAAUCCCCGUCAAUCGGGGGGGGACCACACGAGUUUCGAUAGAUCCGGGCCAAGAAUGUAUCACAUACAUUAUUUCGCGAUCGUUCGAUCCAUCGUCGACAUUUAAAAGGCCGGCCUGCUGCUUUGAAAUUGGCAUCGCGUAUCGUUCCGCGAUUCGCGCUAUGCUAGACGAUCGCCACGAAUCGUAUACGGCCUCGUUCGUGUGAAAAAAGAAGAAAAAAAAAGAAAACAAAAAUCCCUGCGACAUUUUAAUCGACGCCGAAUCACUUUCUGUUAAACGUCACCACUGAGAGCGGAUUGAUUCGCCGAAUUCAGUGUGUAUACCAACCACACACGGGGUGUCGGUCGAUGAGGUUAGGGUGGCGUACUAUUCGCGACAAUUCGGCAACGCGAUGCGGCUUUGACAGUUGGCUUCAUCGUUGUUGGUGUUGCUGUUGUUGCAUUCAUUCGUCAAGCGUUGUUCGACAAAACGUUGUGUGCAGUGCUUAAGGGCAACACGACCGGCGGCCCCGCGGCUUUGACAGCGCACCGUUAAACGAGUGAGGUUAAGCCCGCGAGAGGUGGUGUCGUCGUCGGUUGUUUGUGCGUGUGCGUCGUCGUGCUGUGCACCGAGAGAAAGAGAGAGGACCAACACGCACGGCUUGAAUACAAUGACGGCGAUGUUAGUGUCCGUGGCGGAGCUGUCGAACAUUUUCUUCGUGCUCGCGGUGUCGAUAUGCUUCUGUGGCGUCUUUUUAUUCAUCAUCAGGAACAUGAUCGUACUUCGUAUUCACGGCGACGAAUUGAUGUUCGGCGGCAGUGGAAGCGUAAUGACACAUUCGCCACGCAUACCCCAGAUGGAGAUGAUGAAGGUCCACAUUCCCUUCACCUUCAAGCUUCACGAAAGUUUCAAGAGCACUUAUGCCGAGGUUGAAUGCGAGGUGUCGAGUCAAGUGGAGUAUUCUCUGCAAGCGAUCUGGGGUGUCAGCAUACGGGAGCUUCAUCUGGCGCUUUGGAAGCCCUGGAGCACCCUCAGGGACGCGUCCUUGAACGGCACGCUUCUUCAGGGCCACGCGCAGUACCUGACGCCUCCACAAACUAGACAGCCGCACGGCGAGGAGACGCUGAGAUUGUCGCUUCCGGCGCCCGAGUUGGAACUCGGCACGCCACCACGUCUCUGCUACCCUCUGGUGAUCUUCCUGACCCGUCGGGACAACGGGGACCCACAUCCCGACGAGACCGUAGCGCUGGUGAACGUGGUCCACAUAAAAGAUAGCGUAUGCACCCUACCGACCUCGAUUCUGGCGCAGUAUCUGAAGCAAGCGAACGGCCAGUUGUCCUGCCUCAAACAACUGUACCUGGCCACGGGCAAUUCAACGAACUAUGACGAAGGGGACGUGUCCUCGGGUUUGGGCUCGGCUCUGGCACUCGCAGAGCCGUGCAACAGCAACGGUAGUUCGGCGAGGGGGGCGCUGGUCGCCUCCGGUACCGGUGAUCCGGAGGGAUCGCUCUGGAACACAGCCGGGGAACAGCUCUGCGUAGUCUGCCAAUACUUCCCCUUAUCACGCGCCCUAUUACCCUGCAGGCACACCUGUAUCUGCGCCUCGUGUUUUGGGAAGCUCGACCGUUGUCCGAUGUGCAGAAGCCCGAUCAAGAGUUAUUUCUGCAUCAGGGGCGAGGAGUAUAUGCCCCUCGAGACGGACAUCAAUCCGUGCAAACAGAGGCAAUCGAGUCAUGGACCGACCCACUGGCUGCACGACUGGAACGACAGGCUGACCGAUUUCCUUGGGUUCGCCCGAUAGGAUCCGUAUAAAUUCGAGAGCCAUUUCGAAUCGUAUUCGAGAAGCCUGAUGUUGCGUUCUCUUUUUGAGUUGCCCACGACGCGAUGAUGGAUCGUACGUGUUUCCAGUCGAAGGAUCGAACGAUGGUAGCCAAGGGAUCUCUCGUGUCUUCGAGUCGAGGUAGCUUUUGUCGAGAAUUCAGAGUACGGUAAAUAGAGGGAGUGCGAGAGGCGGGACGUUAAUUUGUACGACGAAGAAACCGAUCUGAGAACGACCAGGGAACUGUGGUGUGUGUAUUGUGUUAGAAUGAUUGGGGGCUGUGUACUUUCCGUUGAGGAUUUAAGUACCAGUUUGGAAUGAAUAACAAAAAUUGUAGGUUUUCGGGGAUAUUCCUGAGUAUUUUCUUCGAGAUUCUUCGGUUUAGGAGACAGUAUGACGGACGUUGGUACCGUUUCCUUUUUUGAUUUCGUACGAUUGUUUUUGUACUGUGCUUUAAAUCUCGACUUCGAAGACCGGACAGGAUGUGCGCGAUGGUCAGAGUUGGUUGAAGGUAGAACGUAAGAAAUAUUAAUGUCCUCAUAUGGGUAUGUGGAAAGGAAAAAAAAACUGGUUGGAUGAUGGAGAGAAAUUUCUAAAUCAGAUACGGAGUAAACGUUUCACAUUUUUACCACGUAACGUUGUAUAAAUACUUAAGGUGUACAUAUACAAGAUACAAAUACGAUGUGUCCCCGAUUCUAUGAUAGUAACGAUUAAGUUAUUGAUAUUAUUUCGUACGAUAUGCAAGUUUAUUCGAUAGAUCUAGAGAUAUAUUAGUUCCGAUAUGUGCAUGCCUUUGAAGUAUUUCCCCCCUCCUUUUUCUAUCUGUACGGAUUAAUGAUUACGAAGGGAAAUGUCCAUUUUGUUUUCUUUGUAAUUGCUCUGCCGUCCAUGAGCAGCGAUGGAGCGCCACUUUUGCGUAGAAGUUCUUACGGAAAGCGUCAUCACACACGGGAAUAAUAAGGAAGAAAGAGAGAAAGCGAACGUUCGGUGGAAUUAGUUUAAGAAGGAUGUUGCGUUAACGUUAUAAACUGUAAAUACACAGACUGUGAUAAUUGUAAUAACAUCUUAUUAUGUAACCAGACAAACGAGAGUGUCCUGAAUUCGGGGCAUCGGAACGGAAGGAUUUGGAGCGGCGCGAAAAAGGAAAUCAUUCUCGGAUUUCACUGUUCAACGCAUACACGUUAUCAGCCAUUUCUUUUUUUUUUUUGUAUCUUCUAGACACAUACGUUCAAAGAAAAGAAAAAAAACAAUAAUACUCUCUUGCCUAGGGGUUUGUAAUAACAAGAACAAAAUUUUAAGCAUUUUCCGAUAAUAAACUUUUGUAAAUAG
Messenger RNA from Dufourea novaeangliae, 3286 nucleotides. Its product is annotated as cell growth regulator with RING finger domain protein 1-like. The coding region runs from base 809 to 1939 and encodes 376 amino acids. NCBI's taxonomy places the organism in Eukaryota, Metazoa, Arthropoda, Insecta, Hymenoptera, Halictidae. The record is from RefSeq and is a predicted model, not a curated record. Gene Ontology annotation, biological process: negative regulation of cell growth. The transcript has 6 exons.